AUGCUCAUGUCAAACCCCAUCUGUUCUCCUGAGUACUGGAAGCCCAGUACAUUUGGUGGUGAGGUUGGCUUUAACCUCGUCAAGACAGCCACAUUGCAGAAUCUGGUUUGUCUCAAUGUCAAAAAGUGCCCCAAUGUCUCAUUCCGUGUGCCUGAAGACAAGUGGGCCAUGGCAGAAGUAGGUUUGGGAGGGGAGGACCUGACCUUUAUGCUGAAGAUCAGAAUGGGUGGACCACAGCAUUACCCACUGAGUGGGAUGAACCCCUGCUGCUACUACCCAUGUCAACACAAAGGUAUCUGUAUACAAACUGAACAAGACCAAUACCAGUGUGACUGUACCAGAACUGGGUACUAUGGGACAAACUGCACAAUCCCAUUGCUAUGGACAAGGAUCUGGGAAAGCCUGAGUCCUAGCCCUUCCUUCACCCACUUCCUCCUGACCCAUGCUCGCUGGAUCUGGAAGUUGAUCAAUGCUACCUUCCUCCGAGAUGUUCUCAUGAGGAAUAUUCUUACAAGUCGAACAAACCUGAUUCCCAGCCCACCCACCUACAACUCGGACCACGGCUACAUUAGCUGGGAGUCCUAUGCCAAUUUGAGCUUCUAUACUCGAGUCCUACCCCCUGUACCUGAAGACUGUCCUACCCCCAUGGGGGUCAAAGGGAAGAAAGAGCUGCCAGAUCCAGAGGUGCUGGUCACAAGCUUCCUGCUCCGGAAAGAGUUUGUGCCAGACCCUCAGGGGAGCAAUCUUAUGUUUGCCUUCUUUGCCCAACACUUCAUCCAUCAGUUCUUCAAGACGUCUGGAAAGAUGGGUUCUGCUUUCACCAGUGCUCUGAGUCAUGGGGUAGACCUCAACCAAGUUUAUGGAGACAACCCACAGCGCCAGUACCAGCUACGCCUUUUCAAAGAUGGGAAGCUCAAGUUUCAGAUGGUGGAUGGGGAGAUGUAUCCACCUUCAGUGGCUGAGACUCAGGCAUUCAUGAAUUACCCAUCAAGUGUGCCUCAAAGUCAGCAGAUGGCUGUGGGCAACGAGUUGUUUGGGCUGCUCCCAGGCCUCAUGAUGUAUGCUACAAUCUGGCUUCGGGAACACAACCGUGUCUGUGACAUCUUGAGAGCUGAGCAUCCCUCCUGGAAAGAUGAGCAGCUCUUUCAGACAGCCCGACUCAUCCUCAUAGGGGAGACUAUCAAGAUUGCCAUGGAAGAAUAUGUGCAGCAUCUUAGUGGCUAUUACCUGAAGCUGAAAUUUGACCCCGAAUUGCUGUUUGGAAUCCCGUUUCAGUACCAAAACCGUAUCUCCUUGGAGUUUAACCAUCUCUACCACUGGCACCCACUUAUACCCAACUCCUUUGUGGUAGGAGACAGGGAAUACCUCUAUAAGCAGUUUUUAUUCAACGCAUCCAUGCUUUUGGACUAUGGUGUAGAGGCCCUGGUGGAUGCCUUCACCCGACAGAGGGCAGGCAAGGUAGGGGGACAAGUUAGAAACCUCCCCAUUAAAAUCAGGAGUGAAUCAUGCACACCCUCUACUGGGUCCCCACCCAAGGUCUGUGCCUGCACUCAGGAUCCACGUCUGCACCUGUAUCCGAGCCUACACUCAAGGACAGAUAAAGGGAUGGCUAAAAUAGAUGAUGGAAAUGGGGACACCACUGGGAUGAAAUAUUCCAAUGAGGAAGUAUAA
Molecule: messenger RNA, 1671 nt
Organism: Gracilinanus agilis (Agile Gracile Mouse Opossum)
Lineage: Eukaryota; Metazoa; Chordata; Mammalia; Didelphimorphia; Didelphidae
Product: prostaglandin G/H synthase 1-like
Exons: 12
Coding region: 1-1671 (556 amino acids)
Biological process (GO): response to oxidative stress; cyclooxygenase pathway
Cellular component (GO): cytoplasm; neuron projection
Molecular function (GO): heme binding; peroxidase activity; oxidoreductase activity, acting on single donors with incorporation of molecular oxygen, incorporation of two atoms of oxygen
Source: RefSeq, a predicted model, not a curated record